Pantherophis guttatus is the source of this 4019-nucleotide messenger RNA. It is a transcript of the gene SLC29A4, whose product is annotated as solute carrier family 29 member 4. Lineage: Eukaryota; Metazoa; Chordata; Lepidosauria; Squamata; Colubridae. Gene Ontology annotation, cellular component: plasma membrane. Gene Ontology annotation, molecular function: nucleoside transmembrane transporter activity; monoamine transmembrane transporter activity. Gene Ontology annotation, biological process: nucleoside transmembrane transport. The record is from RefSeq and is a predicted model, not a curated record.
AAGGAGCGCGCCUGGAGCAGCCGAGGGGCGCCCAUGGAAAGCGGCCCGGGGCAGGCGAGGGUGAAAGAGCCCGGGCGGCGGUGAAAAAGGAGCGGACGGCGCUGCGGCAGCAGGCAGGAGCAAACGCCGGAGCCGGGAGCCAGCAGUCCGGGUAGAGGUCAACAGCCAUGGGUUCCGUGGGAGGAAACCACCACGUCAAGGAGGGAAGUCCAGUGGUGACACCUGAAGGGAACAUCGUGAUGAGCUUUAGUUUUGACAGCUACCAGCUGGAAGAAGAAGAGCUGCAGGAGAAGACAGGUCAUACCAAAGGAGUCCUCACGUUCAUGGAACCAGUCUGUGAAAACCCUGAUCCUCAAGAUCGUUACCAUGGAAUCUACUUUGCCAUGCUUCUAGCGGGUGUUGGUUUUCUUUUGCCUUACAACAGCUUUAUCACAGAUGUUGAUUACCUUCAUCACAAAUACCCAGGGACUUCGAUUGUGUUUGACAUGAGCCUGACCUACAUUUUAGUAGCCUUGGUUGCGGUCCUUCUCAACAACGUCCUGGUCGAAAUGCUGAGUCUUCACACCAGGAUCACUGUGGGGUAUCUCUUUGCUUUGGGUCCUCUUCUCUUUGUGAGCAUGUGUGAUGUCUGGCUUGAUCUCUUCUCCCAGCACCAAGCUUAUGCGGUCAAUCUUAUGGCGGUAGGCGUGGUGGCCUUUGGUUGCACAGUGCAGCAAUCCAGUUUCUAUGGUUACACCGGGAUGCUGCCGAAGCGGUACACUCAAGGAGUGAUGACGGGAGAAAGCACUGCCGGAGUCAUCAUCUCCUUGAGUCGCAUCUUCACCAAGCUUCUUCUGUCUGAUGAGAAGGAGAACACCAUGAUCUUCUUUUGCAUCUCCAUUAUACUGGAGCUCUCUUGCUUUGUCCUCCACCUCGUGGUGAAACAAACCUACUUUGUGAGGUAUUACACCUCCCGAUCCCAGGCCGGGGCCUCUGAGUUGAAAGGGCCGAUGGACAACGGCAUCAGAUACAGAGUCCACCAUGACGUCACAGCAGAAGACAUCCGAUUUGAGAAUCGGCUGCCCAGACAAAAUGCGUCUCCUCCCGACACCUUUGGAGAUGCAGAUGAGCUGGCUGCAAGUGGCACCUACGUUAGAUUUGACGUCCCUCAACCUGAAAUAAAAAGGAGUUGGCCAAGCUUCAGAGACAUGAUGCUCCAUCGCUCCAUCGUCUCUCGCCUGAUCUGGACCUACAUGCUCUCCAUCGCCGUGACUUACUUCAUCACGCUGUGCCUCUUCCCUGGGCUGGAAUCGGAGAUCCGGAACUGCACUUUGGGGGAAUGGCUGCCCAUCCUCAUCAUGGCCGUCUUCAACCUUUCCGAUUUCGUGGGCAAGAUUUUGGCGGCGUUGCCUUAUGACUGGAGGGGAGCCCACCUCCUUCUCUUCUCCUGCCUGCGAGUGGUCUUCAUCCCUCUGUUUAUCCUCUGCGUCUACCCCAGCGGGAAGCCCACCUUUAGCCACCCAGCCUGGCCCUGCAUCUUCUCGCUCCUGAUGGGCAUCACCAACGGCUACUUCGGCAGCGUCCCCAUGAUCCUGGCGGCUGGGAAAGUGAGCCCCGAGCAGCGGGAAUUGGCAGGUAACACCAUGACGGUGUCCUACAUGACAGGGCUGACACUGGGCUCCGUGGUAGCCUACUCUGCCUACAGCCUGAUCAGCACUUCUCCAAGUUCCUGUCUCUACCCAGGGAACUACACUGCCUCGGUCCUCGAUGGGAACUGACCAGACCAUCAGUGGAGCGCUUGACGUCUAGGCACGGCCAGGCAAGAUGGCGGGGUAGGGGGAAAGAGAGCCUGUGACUCGAUGCCCCCCUGCAGGCACAGCCCUAGAUCCUUCAGGAUCCGCAUGGAAAAAUCCAAGCCACAUCUUUACCCAAUGACCAUGUGUAGGAUACCCAUAUACCCAUACUCGCGUGGGUAUGACCCUUCUACGCAGGUUGCGUCGUUCCUGUUCGUUCCAGCCAGAUUUGAGCAGGACGUUUCUUUUCUCCAGUGGAUCAUUGCGUGUCCCCUACAGCUAUCCCUAGCAGCUCUCAAAUCCAUCGGUCAGAAUAGCAUCUUGCCCAUGUCAUGAAAGAGACAUCCUUUAACUGUCUCUUCCUUACCGUAUUUUUCGGAGUGUAAGACGCAGCUUAAUUUUUGGGGAGGAAAAUAGGAAAAAAAAUAAAUCUGCCUACCAGGGAUUCAUUUAGUCUGGUCAGCUUCAGCACAUUCGUUUGCUAGUUUUUUUAUCCCCUGCUUGGGGAUAAAAAAAACAGCUUCUGCACAGCUGAGAGGAAGCAGCAAUGAGAAAAGCAGGCAAAGCACGGGGGAGAUCCCUUCACUCGGCUAGCGCCUAGUUAGGGCUGAAAAAAGCUUCUAAAGAACAGCUGAGAGUCGGAGCAAAGCAUGGAGAUCCCUUCACUCGGCUAGCGCCUAGUUAGGGCUGAAAAAAGCUUCUAAAGAACAGCUGAGAGUCGGAGCAAAGCAUGGAGAUCCCUUCAUUCAGGUAGCACCUAGUUAGGGCUGAAAAAAAGCUUCUAAAGCACAGCUGAGAGUCGGAGCAAAGCAUGGAGAUCCCUUCACUCGGCUAGCGCCUAGUUAGGGCUGAAAAAAGCUUCUAAAGAACAGCUGAGAGUCGGAGCAAAGCAUGGAGAUCCCUUCACUCGGCUAGCGCCUAGUUAGGGCUGAAAAAAGCUUCUAAAGAACAGCUGAGAGUCGGAGCAAAGCAUGGAGAUCCCUUCACUCACUAGCAUCACGUUAAAGCACAGCGGAGAGUUGAGGGAGCAGGCAAAGCUGGGAAGAUUGCUCAUUAGCGCCUCGUUAGGACUGAAAAAAAGCUUCAGAAAAAGCUACAUUUGGAGUAUAAGAUGCACCCACAUUUUCAAUCUCUUUUGCGGGGGGGAAAGGUGCAUCUUAUAUUCUGAAAAAUACGGUAGUUUUUGGUGUUUUUUUUUUAAAGACAGCUGCUCCGUCAACAUUUGGAAGGCACAAGUCCGUCUCCCGUGAAAAGGUGAAUUCCCAGAUUUUGAGACAGGCUGAGGUAGAGGGAUUUUUGCACAGGGCCCGCUGGGGUUUUAGGGUGCAAAGGAGAAAAAACGGGGUGAAAAACGUUUUUGGAGGUCGAAUCAUGGCAACCGGAAUUGAUUUUCCUUGUUCGUUUGACAUGUUUCGCCGCUCCGCCAAGCAGCUGUAAUCAGUCGUAGCAAGUUACCGGUAGUCCUUGAAUUACGACCUCAAUGGAGCCCAAACGUUCCGUUCCCAAGCGAGACAUUUGUCAAGUGAAUUUUGCCCCGUUUUAAGUGUAUCAUGGCAGUGGAUAACCUGGUUGUUAAGUGAAUCUGGCUUCCCUAUUGACUUUUCUCGACAGAAGGUCACAAAAAGGAAAUCACGUGACCCCCGGGAUGCAACAGUCAUAAAUAUAAGUCAAUUGCCAAGCGUCCGGAUUUUGAUCACCUGAACGUGGGGACGCAGCAAUGGACAUAAGUGUGAAAAAUGGACACAAGUCACUUUUUUCAGUGCCGUUGUAGCUUCUAACAGUCCAUAAAUCAACUGUUGUAUGUCGAAGACUACCCUGUAAUGCUAUUUUUCCCUUGCUGGAGCUACAGCUAACACAACCUCCAUACCAAGUCCCUUCAACCAGGGCUUGUUAAAUUAAAAUCCAAAUUACAGACGGAAGGUCUUGUUUUUGCACGGAAAGAACCCCAAAGCAGGUGUAGGAGAGGCUUUUCCUGCCAUACUCCACUCUUCAUAUUUAAAAUACGACCUGUUUUAAUUGCUCUUCCAUUUAAAAAGAGAGAGAGAUACCUCCUGCAUAAAUAGCACGCAGGGGAGGAUUCUAAUCUCUCUUUAAGUUUGUCCAUGGGACAUUCGCGGAUGAGAUUCUACGUAUAUCUCGUAAAUUACGUUGAAAAAGCAGCAGCUCUGUUGUGUAGGCUGACCUAAGAAGCCAAGAGCCAUGUUGUACUCAUGUUGUACCAUGCUGAAACCAAAGACCAGAAACCCA